This is a messenger RNA of Chaetura pelagica (chimney swift), 691 nucleotides long. It is a transcript of the gene TRAPPC4, whose product is annotated as trafficking protein particle complex 4. The transcript has 5 exons. Lineage: Eukaryota; Metazoa; Chordata; Aves; Apodiformes; Apodidae. Bases 32 to 691 code for a protein of 219 amino acids. The record is from RefSeq and is a predicted model, not a curated record. Gene Ontology annotation, cellular component: TRAPP complex. Gene Ontology annotation, biological process: endoplasmic reticulum to Golgi vesicle-mediated transport.
GACGUCAGUUCCGGCGCGGGGCGGGGCCGCCAUGGCGAUCUUCAGCGUCUACGUGGUGAACAAGGCGGGCGGCCUCCUCUACCAGCUGGACCACUAUGCGCCCCGCGCCGACACCGAGAAGACCUUCAGCUUCCCGCUCGACCUCGUCCUGCGCCCGCACGACGAGCGCGUCGUCGUCGCCUUCGGCCAGCGCGACGGCAUCCGCGUGGGACACGCCGUGCUGGCCAUCAACGGCGCGGAGGUGAACGGGCGCUGCACGGCGGAUGGGAAGGACGUGCUGGAGUUCCUGGGCAACCCGGCCAACUACCCCGUGUCCAUCCGCUUCGGCCGCCACCGCCUCUCCUCCAACGAGAAGCUCAUGCUGGCCUCCAUGUUCCACUCGCUCUUUGCCAUCGGAUCGCAGCUGUCCCCCGAGGUGGGGAGCUCUGGGAUCGAAAUGCUGGAGACUGACACCUUCAAGCUGCACUGCUUCCAGACGCUGACAGGGAUCAAAUUCAUGGUUCUUGCUGAUCCCAGGCAGGCAGGCAUAGACUCCCUUCUCCGCAAGAUCUAUGAAAUUUAUUCUGACUUUGCUCUGAAGAAUCCCUUCUACUCUCUGGAGAUGCCAAUCAGAUGUGAGUUGUUUGAUCAGAACUUGAAACUUGCUCUGGAGGUGGCGGAAAAGUCUGGACCCUUCGGACCGGGAUCAUAG